CGAUUUGCUCUGUGCUCCGCAGCUCUUUCUCGUUGCAGGCAGCCAUCUUGCCUGGAGCUUGAGACAGGGAGAAGAGAGAGAAGGAACCGGUGACACUGGGCUCAGGGUCGCCGGGGGGGGGGGGCGCCUCAAGAGCUAGGGGUAGCCCCGGAGGUGGUCCUGGAUCCUGAGCUAUGCUCUAGGACUAGAAAAGGGAAGGCGGAGGGCAGAAGGCUUGAUGGGUGGGGAAUGUCAAACAAGACUUGCUAUGGGGGGGAGGGGCGUUGCUACGGCAACUGGAGAGGGCGGGGUCAUGUCUGAACUGCUGCUGUGAGUCACCGGAGUGCUGCCCAGGAAAGGCAGGGCUGGGGUGAUGACCACGCUAACGACCCAGUGGGAUUUCGCGACAUCACCUGUGUGGAGGGACUUCGUGUCUAUGGCAACUGUCACCUGGUGGGCGGAACUAGAUUUUCUCUGCCUGGGACGCUGACAUUCCAAGCCCUUGCCCUGCAGGCUCCCGCAGGCAGACAAACCAAAGAAGGAAGCCAGGGAAUGGCCGCGGUGUGGCAGCAAGUAUUAGCAGUGGACGCGAGACUGAUAUUACAGCUGGCCCAGACUGACCCCAACAGAGCUGCAAAUUGACUAUAUUGUCGCUAGAGUGAUCUUUUCAUCAUAACCACUAAUUAUUGCAUAAUUGCCCCCCAUCACAAUCCCAAGAGAAAUCCCCCUUUGCUGCUCUUGUUCACUCUUACCAUCCCAGUCACUGCCAAACCUUGUACCACCUCGAGCUGAUUUAUUCCCUCUGUCCUGUGCCUGCUGCCUGCCCUGCCUCCUGGACCCCACAGGUACAACGCCUACCGUACACCAACGUUUCCACAGUUUCGGACCCAGUAUAUCCGCCGGCGCAGCCAGCUGCUUCGGGAGAAUGCCAAAGCUGGUCACCCCCCAGCAUUGCGUCGGCAGUACCUGAGGCUACGGGGCCAGCUAUUGGGCCAACGGUACGGGCCACUCUCAGAACCAGGCAGUGCUCGUGCCUAUAGCAACAGCAUUGUCCGCAGCAGCCGAACAACCCUUGAUCGAAUGGAGGACUUUGAAGAUGACCCCAGAGCCCUGGGGGCUCGAGGACACCGCCGAUCUGUCAGCCGAGGUUCCUACCAGCUGCAGGCACAAAUGAACCGUGCAGUCUAUGAGGACAGGCCUCCUGGCAGUGUGGUACCCACGUCGGUGGCAGAGGCAAGUCGGGCCAUGGCCGGGGACACGUCGCUGAGUGAGAACUAUGCCUUUGCAGGCAUGUACCAUGUUUUUGACCAACACGUGGAUGAGGCAGUCCCAAGGGUGCGCUUCGCCAAUGACGACCGGCACCGCCUGGCCUGCUGCUCCCUGGACGGCAGCAUCUCCCUGUGCCAGCUGGUGCCUGCCCCACCCACUGUGCUCCAUGUGCUACGGGGCCAUACACGUGGCGUCUCGGACUUCGCCUGGUCCCUCUCCAAUGACAUCCUUGUGUCCACCUCCCUCGAUGCCACCAUGCGCAUCUGGGCCUCCGAGGACGGCCGCUGCAUCCGUGAGAUCCCUGACCCUGAUGGCGCCGAAUUGCUCUGCUGCACCUUCCAGCCAGUCAACAACAACCUCACUGUGGUGGGGAACGCCAAGCACAACGUGCAUGUCAUGAACAUCUCCACAGGCAAGAAAGUGAAGGGUGGCUCCAGCAAGCUCACCGGCCGCGUCCUCGCCCUGUCCUUUGAUGCCCCUGGUCGGCUGCUCUGGGCAGGCGAUGACCGCGGCAGUGUCUUCUCCUUUCUCUUUGACAUGGCCACAGGAAAGCUGACCAAAGCCAAGCGACUAGUAGUGCAUGAAGGCAGCCCUGUAACCAGCAUUUCUGCCCGGUCCUGGGUCAGCCGUGAAGCACGGGACCCCUCUCUGCUCAUCAAUGCCUGCCUCAACAAGCUGCUACUCUACAGAGUGGUGGACAACGAAGGGGCGCUACAGCUGAAGAGAAGCUUCCCCAUUGAACAGAGUUCCCACCCUGUACGCAGUAUCUUCUGCCCCCUCAUGUCCUUCCGCCAGGGGGCCUGUGUGGUGACAGGCAGUGAAGAUAUGUGCGUUCACUUCUUUGACGUGGAGCGGGCAGCCAAGGCUGCUGUUAACAAGCUGCAGGGCCACAGCGCGCCCGUGCUUGACGUCAGCUUCAACUGUGACGAGAGUCUGCUGGCCUCCAGUGAUGCCAGUGGCAUGGUCAUCGUCUGGAGACGAGAGCAAAAGUAGGGUUCUGUCACCCUGUGCUGCCCACUGAUCCCUCCUCCUUCACUCCAGUCUUGCGUUAUAAAUUAAAUUCCUGUGGUUGUGUUGAAGGGCUCUCAGCUCUCCCACCAGGAGGCAGUAGGGAGCUCUCAGGCCUCCAGUGGAGUGGGGACCAGUUCCUCGAUUGUGCAGUGAUGUGCUCAUCCAUUCAACAAGCACUUGCUGAGCAUCUGCUGUGAUGUAUCACGUAGGCAUGCAGUCAGUAGAAGGAGGGAGGGUACCAACUGUGGUCAGGAGCUGUUCUGGGAAGUAGGGAUACAGCUAUGGCUUCAACUGAAAUUCCUACCCCUGUGGGCUGGCAUCCCAGCAGAGGCAAGCAUACAGGAGACAGACGUUCUGAGCUGUUCUGGGAAGUAGGGAUACAGCUGUGGCUUCAACUGACAGAAAUUCCUACCCCUGUGGGCUGGCAUCCCAAUAGAGGCAAGCACAUGGGAGACGAAAGUACAGCCAUUCCUUGGUGUAGAAUUUGCUUUAUAAUUUUUCAACUUUAUAAAUUUUUGACCUUCCAGUGGUAGCGAACCACACGCAUAUACCCAGUUCUGGUUUUCUCCUUUCAGUAUGGUGUUCAGUAAAUUAUGUGAGCUAGUCACUUUGUUAUAAAAUAGACUUUGCAUUAGGUAAGUUUGCCUAACUGUAGAAUAAUGUCAGCGUUGUGGGCACAUUUAAGGUAGGUGACACUAAGCUAGGGUGUUCGGUAGGUUAGGUAUAUUUAUGCAUUUUCAACAUAAGACAGUUCAAGACAGAUUUGUUGGGGUCUAACCCCGUGUGAUGAAGUCACAUCUGUAUAUAAUAGAGUUAAAGAUGAGUGCUAGGAAGAAAAGCAAAGGGCCAGAUGAGCUUGCACAAAAGGGAGGGGCAAAGUCAUCAGGAAGAGUGUUCCCAACCAGAUGACAGUUUUAAAGAUCUGAGUGAAAUAGAGCCUGGAAUAAUGUGAUUGGGCGGAGUGUAUGAGAUGAUGGGAGACAGGUCUUUGGGACAUCUUGGGCCAUAGCAAGGAAGGAAGCUUUCCUUAUUCCCUGAGUGAGGAAGGUGAGGAAGGCUCAGACAGCAGUAGGGAAAUUAGGUGCAGAAUGUUAAGUUCAACCACGGGGCUUUCACCAGGUUAGGUUGUCAAACUCCCCAACAUUGGCAGCUACUGUUUGGGUGGACCCCACACUUGCCUGUGCGUUGAGUUGUGUCCCACAAGCAGUGAGCAGAAGUGUCGAGUUCUUGGAGCUAGAUUAGCAUGCAUACAGCCAUGAACUCUGGGGCUGAGCCACAGUUCCUGCUGUGGGGUGGAAGAAACAGAAAAUCUCUAAGCUCACCCCUGUCUCCUGCCAUGUCUAUCUGGGGCCCUUAUUUCAGUCCUGGACCUGCUCAGAGACCAAAUACUAAUGUUCAUUAUUGAGUAUUGGCAAGGAGAUAAAUUACUAAAUGACUCUUGGUAAUUAGGUCAUGACGAAAUGUGAAGGUUUGAAGAAUCACCAGGAGUUCUUGCAGCUCCCAUAUGCUACUACAUUUGUAGCAAUUGGAACUUUGGCUAACAUCCUGGAACCGCUGAGUCUUGCCAACCUGGUGAUCUAUAGAACUAACAGCAGCUCUUUGAGGAAAAAAGAUGAUUUCCUAUUUGUUUCGUUUCUUGUUUAAGAGUAUGGUCACUUCCAGCCAAAACAUUUCUGACUCCAUCAGUCAGAUUUUAGGCAAAUGGUUAUUAGAUUGGAAUGUUAGUGAGCUGGACUGGUCAUUGUAGUCAAGAUCAUAUAUGUGUGCCAACAUCCCUAAUCCAGCUUCAGGGUCAGUGAUUUUUCUAUGAGGACUGUAACUUACUAUAGCAAAGGGUGCCAGACAGCAAUUAAGUGCUAAUCUCUUUAAAGACCCUCCCAAGGUUAGCAGUUCAGACCUGUGCACUGGCUCUUCUGUACCAAAUGGAUGCACUUAUUCAGCCAAGGUCUGGGGGUAGCAACAGAAUUUGGGUACAUAACAGUUUUCUCUAACUUUCUCCUUUUCUUCACUCUCUCCAUUUUCUUUAAUGAGUCUGGUUUCAGGAUGAUUGGUGAUGAAUAUUGUUUGCAUGAUUUUGGGGGGGUUCCUUGUGCAAUUUUUGAGGUGGCAGAGUUGACAUUAAAUUAUCUACUUUAAAUUAUCUUGGUGACACUUUUGUCUCACAACCUGAAGGAAAAUAAACACUGAGCAAACAAGAAAGAAUAAAAAAUAAUGUUGCUGGUUAGA
Molecule: messenger RNA, 4485 nt
Organism: Mus musculus (house mouse)
Lineage: Eukaryota; Metazoa; Chordata; Mammalia; Rodentia; Muridae
Gene: Wdr13
Product: WD repeat domain 13
Exons: 9
Coding region: 1060-2241 (393 amino acids)
Cellular component (GO): nucleus; nucleoplasm
Source: RefSeq, marked validated